Molecule: messenger RNA, 723 nt
Organism: Fomitiporia mediterranea MF3/22
Lineage: Eukaryota; Fungi; Basidiomycota; Agaricomycetes; Hymenochaetales; Hymenochaetaceae
Exons: 3
Coding region: 1-723 (240 amino acids)
Source: RefSeq, a predicted model, not a curated record
AUGUCUGACCUGCUACUCACACUCUCUAACGACUCUGGCGAGCCAUUGCAGGCAGACUACGAUGUCGACCAAUGGGAACACCUCGAACUCACCUCGAAGGACCCCUGUCGAACUGAUAUAGUGAAUCCUAGCUUCCCACAAGAUCCUGUUUACGUAGUGCGAACGAAUGAGAGGGGGGCACAUCCGAUAACAACAUAUAGAAGAGCUACAGACGCCUCGGGAAACAAAGUACCUUCGAAUGAUAGUGAUGAUAAUGUUAUUGCUACUUUGGAGUGGCAUCUUUAUCGAAGUGAUAAGCUGUGUUUGAGGGGCGGGAAGAAGCAAACUGUUGGCGACUGGUUGAAGAGGAGGAAGGUUGGCCGAAUAGGGGGUGUGUCCUUUACCGAUGAGAAGGGGAAAGCAUACAUAUGGAAACCUGAGAACACAGUCAAGAGUGGUCAAGAUAAAGGAUUGACUCUUCAACUCUUCACAUCCUCCGCCUCCUCUUCAUCGCAUCCAAUAGCCCUCUUCGUGCCAGCAACGAAGGGCCGUCUACACAUAGACAAAUACGCAAAGCCAGCAAGCAUACUCUACUCUGAACGUGCAGCCCAAUUUCAGAUCCUUGACAAAAUCGUCCUGAGUGCACUAUUAAUCGAGAAAAGUAGGGCGUUCUCUGGGAAGGGUUCUACAUCUAUUCUAUCGUCGCGCGUCUCGUUAAUGGGGGUUGGUUUGACUACUGUGUAG